AUGCAAUUAAUUGGGUUACAUUUUUUUAAUACGUUAAAAUCAGUAUAAUUAAUAAAUCAAAAUUAUUGCUUUAAUGUGUUCAUCUGACAGAUUAUGACUUCUUCACGGGCAUAAAAGGGCUCCAUCGUCUCGUUGAUUUUCUUCAAGACAACAUUCAAACAUCCUACAUUUAAACGGGAAUUUUUGUUUGUUUGUUUGUUUUAAUAAAAUGUAAAUCUUGUCAUAAUCAAUUUUAGUGAGAGACAACAAGAUAAUGCUCAUGUAUUCAUUUUCUAGCUCUCGCAAUUAAACAAUUCCAUACAUAGACAUUAUCGGAAAAAAAAAUAUUACUAUCCGGUUCAUUUAAAAGAUCCUGCACGCUGGCGCGGCUCAGUCAACAGAGUCCCUCCUGAGAGCCACGCCCACCAACUGACGCCGAACAACAACACAAUGCACACCCCUCUCUGAGAUGCUCCGUGGCUGCUUCCACGCACAAACUACCACUCUGUCAGCCUGUUGGAGCUGGACCCCGGACAUCAUGGAGGUUUUCAUGCCUGUUUAAAGUCACAAUCAUCUGAAGCAGAUGUGAUGCGAGUUUAGCGCUGAGCUCGCCAUUUAUCCGUCCAUCCAUCAGCCGAACCAUGGCUCCGUCCCUCCUCCGAGCCUGCCGCAGUCUGGCUGUGUGGACCUGGCUGCUGUCCUUCUGCUUCGUCCAGCUGCUCUGCCUGGACUUCACGGCCGCAGAGAAGGAGGAGUGGUACACGGCCUUCGUCAACAUCACCUACCUGGACCCCGUUUCCUCCGAGGUCCGGACGGAGAAGACCGAGUGCGGCCGGUACGGAGAGCACUCGCCCAAGAGAGAAGCCAGAGGUCGGGUUCUGAUCCCCGGCCUCCCGCAGGACAGACAGGGCUGCGACCCGAACGUCCGCUUUCCCCCGGUUUCCCAGAACACGGCUUGGGUGGCGCUGGUGGCUGAGGGAAACUGCACAUUCAGGGAGAAAAUCCGCAACGCCGCAAACAGCAACGCGUCUGCGGUUGUUAUAUACAACAGUGCCAACGACACCAUCACGAUGCCCCACUCAGAUACAGGCGACAUUGUGGCUAUUAUGAUCCCUGAACCUAAAGGUCGGGAGAUUGUGAAUUUGCUGGAGCAGCGCUUUGUGGUGGUGAUGCACAUCAGUGUGGGAACCCGCAACCUGCAGAAAUAUGUGAGCAGAACGUCUGUGGUGUUUGUCUCCAUCUCCUUCAUCGUCCUCAUGAUCAUCUCACUCGCCUGGCUCGUGUUCUACUACAUCCAGAGGUUCCGCUACGCUAACGCACGAGACCGCAACCAGAGGCGUUUGGGAGAUGCUGCUAAAAAGGCCAUCAGUAAGCUUCAAGUGCGCACUUUAAAGAAAGGAGACAAGGAAAUUGAGCCAGACUUUGACAACUGUGCAGUUUGCAUUGAAUGCUACAAACCUAAUGAUGUUGUGAGGAUAUUACCCUGCAGACACGUCUUUCAUAAACACUGUGUAGAUCCGUGGCUGCAAGACCACAGAACGUGUCCGAUGUGCAAAAUAAACAUCCUGAAAGCUCUGGGAAUUCCUUUCAGUGCCGACUGCACCAACGAGACUCCCCCAGAUUACGAGACAAGUGUCGGGGGUCCUCCGACCAAUCCCAUCAGCGCUGCCAGUGAAAUCACAGUCAACGAGAGUUCAGUGGUGCUGGAUCCUGUGGGAAGGGUGAUAGAUCUGCAUCAACUCCAUCAUUACCAAGAAACGACGUCGCAGGCAGGACAGAGCCACAUUAUUGCAAGCUGUGAGAACCAGCCUCCGAUGAGCAGCGAUUCAGACACGUCUGCUAUCCUGAGUGUUGAUGCCAGCGUGUCAGAAGCAGACUUUCCUUUGGAGCAGGAGCGCGAUGACGCAAAGUCCAGGGACAAUACAUGUUGAGGAGAUAUUUUUCAGAAAAGAUGCACAAAAGCUAAACAUGAGGGAUUGAGAGAUUAUUCACGUCUGGUCGUAAAGAAGAUCCAAAAACACUCGGUUCUGUUUCACUGACUAUAAACAGAUUUGUCAUGUUGCUUGUUGUGCUUCAUGGAGACCAGACCUUGAGGAAUAUCUCUCACAUUGUAAAACCUCAGAGCGGUUUCACAAACUUCAAAGAAACUGUGACGAUGAUGAUGGAGACUGGACACAACAUGGGCUCCAUAAUGCAUGUGUGCAGCUUCAGUCAGCAUGACAUCACUGCCAAAAACGUACAGUGCACACUUAGCACUGUGCAAAAGUGUUGAGUCGUCCCUCCUGAUUUCCUUCCAGCUCUAUGAUCUGGAUCUGCAGUUCUCCAGAGUUUCUGACUUCUCUUUUCUCUUUGAUUGAAUUUUUUCUAUUCCUUAAUGACAUACCGUUCACAUACUGUUCAUGUGCUGUAGAUGUGUUUUAUUUGCCUUUUUUCCCCUCAUUUCUGAGCACAUAAAAUAUUUAGUAAGACCUUUAGAAACUCUGAAGAAAAACUGAUCUGAACCACAUUUAAAGGCUGCAAGAACUGGAAAGAACGAAAUCAGCAGUGACUGAAGGCUUUUGCACAGUUCUGUAGCUCAUAUACCAGCAGUUUUCAGUCCAAAACAGCUGCUAUUAAUUCCCUCACCAAAUUUGUUAAUACAUCACCUGAAAACUUGACAAUUUCUUAAAAGGUUCCAAACAAAAAGUUAGAAAAUUCAAGCACACGUUCUUCUGAUUUUAUAAAAGUAAAUGUUUUUCUUUUUUUAACUUUCUGUAAAUGCCUCUUUAACCAAGCACAACCAGAUCUUUGUGUCAGCCUUUAGAUUUUUGAAGUGAUGUCCUGGUUGCCCUUCUGAAACUGCUGCUGAUUAUUCCAUAACCAGAAGUUAAUAAUCCCACAGAGUCGUGACAGCUAGCAGAUCAACAUCACUGUUUAAUUGUUGCUGCGUUUUUGCAUUGUUUACGUUUUUAAAUGAAAGCACAGGUUUAUGGGGCAGGUAGAGCUCAAAAUGUCCCUGUUUCCAGCACUUCAACAACAACAAAAGGGACCUAUAAUAAUCAUCAAAAUAUCUUCAGAGUCGUUGUAGACGGGGAUGCUGUGGGCAAGAAGUUCUCUGAUAGCUGUCAGUUUUCCAACAAAUCCGUAACGGCCUCUGACUGAAGACUGUUGAUGUAUGACAGUCUUAUGACUGACAUGAUACACUAAUAACUCAAUAUCUGGGCAACUGAGACGAUUCUCCACAGAAAUGUCCUGGAUGACAUCAUCCGUUAUUAAGUACUGCUAAUCCACCUCACUUGCUUUUACUCUUUAAAUCUGAAAUUUCUGGUUGUUAAAAAGUACUGGUCCUAAAUCUUUCUCUGCAGUAAAAACUUUUUACAUUUUACCUUGGAGGAUCAAGCAACACAAAGGCACACUCUGCUGCUUUUAGAGACACAAAUUCCUCUCAGAAACUGAAAGAGACCAAAAACAUAUCUGAAAGAGGAUAUUUUUUAGGUUUUAUUUGUUUCAGCAGAUCUAAACUGUGUGACAGUAUAAUUAUGCCAGCUCCAAUUUUAUAAUUAUUUACUUUACAAUAUAAAAAACUAGGUUCAAGUUAGAUUUUAGUUAGACAUUUUGUUUAAUUUAAUGUUUCGGCUCUCCAAGCCAGCAGUUUGGAGAGCCGAAAGGUUCCAAACAAAAAGUUAGAAAAUUCAAGCACACGUUCUUCUGAUUUUAUAAAAGUAAAUGUUUUUCUUUUUUUAACUUUCUGUAAAUGCCUCUUUAACCAAGCACAACCAGAUCUUUGUGUCAGCCUUUAGACACAAAGAUAAAGGCUGAUAAGUUUGAUCCAUGAAGAAUAUGGAUCAAACUCCAUAUUCUUCAUGGAGUUUGAUCAGAAGUUCUUGUUUCUAGCAGCUCAGACUUUUUUCUUUGUUUCUGCAGAGUCUUGCAGGUUCUGUUGUAACAGCUGUUUGGGUCCAUAGGUUCAUGUUAUUUCACGUUUCCCUGUUUCAGAAACCUUUGCCCCCAUUGAAAAAACCCUUGUUGUUUCUAGAGGAGAUUUACUUUUGGCUUUUUAACAGCUGAUAAUUCAGGAAUCGAAAUGUUCUGCUUGGAAAACUUUUCUAACUUUCUGCCUGAGAAACUGAAAAUCUUUCUUUUAUUGGUACACCAGCACAUGUACAUGUAGCAGACAGUUUCAUGAUCAAAAGAGAUCAUAAAUGUCUGAGUAUCAGCUAAACUAAAACGUUUUGUUUCAUAAACCAGCCAAAUAUGCCAAGUUUCUCACUAAAAUCCUUUUCCUUAUCCUUUAAGGGAAUGUGUACCAGCUAUCCUAGUGAAUGAAUCAAUGCUUUUGUGUUUUUUAAAGAAACAAGUUCAUGAGCUAAGUUUGGUGAAAAUAAUUUAUGUUAUUAGAUUUUCUCAAACUGCAAACGUGGAACAAACGACCAGAAGAGUGAUGGUGUGUCAUCUGUAAGAGGAAGAACUUUACGUAUCAGCUUGAUUGGUAUAAAUCAUUUAACCUGUUGCUACCACCCUCCACAUUUAUUCUCAUUCUUGGAAACAUUGUGGUUUGUGCAGUUCCAGUUAAACUAAUCUUUUCCGUUACUGUUUAGGCAAUGAGUGUAGACAAGCUUAGGCAAGCCAUUUCCAGAUGGACAAGGUUUACGUCACUUAAACUGCAUGAUCUGAUCACUUUGUAAUAUUUAAGAUUGGUUAUUUCCUCACUAAAUAAAUUAUCUUAAAUUAAGGGUUGGAUACUUAUGAAAGUGGAAUAAACUUACUGCAAGUAGAUAUUAAUUUAGCUUAAGCCUUUCUUCUACUGAGGGAGGGUAAAGUGUGAUUAAUGCUGAGUAGCAACAAUAAAACCUCAAAAUGCAAAGGUCAAACUCUAUAGAAAAGUUUCAGGUCAGGGGUCGGCACCUUUAAAAUUCAACAAAUGAUUUUUGCACUUUUUCCUCCUUUAUACAAUUUAUUUUGAGCUGCAAAACUACAAGAACUUUCAAAAAUGAUAAGAAAGGUUCUGUAAUCUUUUUAUGAGUUUUCAAAUGAAAAUAAGAUCCAUGAAAGCAUUUUUGUUUUUGAAUUUUAUAUUUUAAUAGAAGUUAAAAAAGGUUUUUGUAAUCUUAGGGAUAUUAAAAUAUCAUUACUGCAGUUUGGUUCUUAAAUGGGCAGUAAUUUGUAAAAUUGACUUUUUUGAGCUUUACAUUAUGUUAUAAUGUUAUUUCCUCAUCAAAAACAAACCUGGAGUGCUGCCUUGAUUUUUUUCAUGCAUGUUUAAGAAAUCCUAUAAUCUCCAUGGCAACCAUUCAGCUUGGUGGACUUAGCUUUUCCACCUAGAGGGUGCAGUUUCCAAACUUUCAAGCUUUAAUCUCAUAGAGCAGCCCUCCCCACUCAGCUCCUUCAGACUAGCCAGCAGCAAUUAGCAAACACCUGAGCAUUUGAUGAGUCAAUUUUACAAGAUACUUCUCAGAGCAACGCUGGUAAAUAUGUUGCUAAAGGUUAAUAGAGGAGCCAUGUUGUGAUGACUUCCUGAAGGCAGAGAGCAGGAGUUUUUAAAGAGACAGGGAUCCAAUUUCAAUUUAUAAAGUCUAAUUUCCUUUAAGUCAUAUUAAAUAUGUAUAGCAUUUUUAUAACAACUAAAGGUAACAGUUACUUAAUUGUGCAACAAAAUGGCAUUAUGUCCAUAAAAAUUCAUAAUACUGCCCCUUUAAAUUACAUAAAAACAGAGUAACUGCUGAAACAAGUGUUUUUAUGCAUAUUUAUUAAUUCCACAUUCAUGUAAAUGUGGGGGUGCUAACAGCAGCAAUUCGAUCAUUGCAGUAAAAGAUUCAAAGAGGCUCAUUUAAGUCCAGCAAAACUAGAUUUGCUGAGCAGAAAAUGGCGUCUGUUACUGUUUACAGGGUUUUGACCGACUGUCAGGCAUCCUGGGAACAGCCUGACAACAAUUAAACUGUUUGUCUACAGAUUUGCGUGAUUAACUGUUAACAUAAAGGAAUGUAUAGAUAUUAAUUUAAAAAAAAAAACAACAAAAAAAACUCUCCAAAUACUAGAAGCUAUUUACAUUUGUCAUUUCAAGGAAUUGUUAGAAAAUGAUUUUAAAAUUUUGCUUCAUUUGUAGAUCUGUAAACUUCAGCCUUAAAUCAUUGUUUUAUUUAGAUCACAGGCAGCCAUUCUUGGUUGGAUAUUUUGUUAAAACUUUCUGUACACUGUUUUUUUUAUGUGGUUUGUAUGGCACACUGCCCAGGGCAGCACAUAAUUGGGGACACCUAAGCACUUGACUUUUGUUUUUGUUUGUUUGUUUUCUGCCAGUUGUGCCCCAAACAGGUUUCAUUUUGCUUCCACACAUGUCCCUUCAAUACAAGGUAAUCAUUGUAGGAAAAUACAUCUCAAACAUUUGCAGCCUGUGUUUUUUCCACUGUCUUUUUAAUGAAUUGUGGCUGUAUUUGAUCAUCUAUGGCUCAUAAAUGGAAUUUAUGAAACCUUUAUUCUG
Molecule: messenger RNA, 6433 nt
Organism: Gambusia affinis (western mosquitofish)
Lineage: Eukaryota; Metazoa; Chordata; Actinopteri; Cyprinodontiformes; Poeciliidae
Gene: rnf150a
Product: ring finger protein 150a
Exons: 7
Coding region: 621-1910 (429 amino acids)
Source: RefSeq, a predicted model, not a curated record